CCCCUCCCAAGGAUAAAAUUCAUUUUAUCAAUGUUUCGGAAAAAUUUUUAACUAAUUUACCAAUUUUCGUAUUCUCUUAUACUUGUCACCAAAAUACUUUUUCAAUAUACAAUGAAUUGAAAAACAAUGCUCAAACUAAUAUUAACUCGGUAAUCCUUACCUCCAUCGGUGUUUCUGCUAUUAUAUAUCAGAUUAUUGGUGUAUUAGGUUAUUUGAGUUUUGGAGACGAUGUUUGGCCUAAUAUCAUCGCAAUGU
Molecule: messenger RNA, 255 nt
Organism: Racocetra persica
Lineage: Eukaryota; Fungi; Glomeromycota; Glomeromycetes; Diversisporales; Gigasporaceae
Source: the annotation of a GenBank genome assembly